Messenger RNA from Lottia gigantea (owl limpet), 1257 nucleotides. RefSeq lists its product as hypothetical. Gene Ontology annotation, molecular function: methylcrotonoyl-CoA carboxylase activity. The record is from RefSeq and is a predicted model, not a curated record. The transcript has 9 exons. Gene Ontology annotation, biological process: L-leucine catabolic process. Lineage: Eukaryota; Metazoa; Mollusca; Gastropoda; Lottiidae. Gene Ontology annotation, cellular component: methylcrotonoyl-CoA carboxylase complex; mitochondrion. The coding region runs from base 1 to 1257 and encodes 418 amino acids.
AUGGGAGGAGGUGAAAAGGCCAUCCACAGGCAUGUCCUAAAGCAAAAGAAAAUGCUGGUCAAUGAUAGAAUAAAGUGUUUACUAGACAGUGAUUCACGGUUUUUAGAACUAUCUGUUAUUGGUGGAAUGGGAAUGAAAUAUGGUGAUGUACCAAGAACUGGCAUAGUCACAGGUAUUGGUAAAGUUUGUAGUAAAUACUGUAUGAUUAUAGCUAAUGAUGCAACAGUAAAAGGUGGUUCUGUUUAUCCUAUAACAUUAAAGAAACAACUGCGAGCCCAAGAAAUAGCUCAACAGAAUGGUCUGCCAUGUUUUUAUAUUGUGGAAUCAGGUGGAGCUUUUUUACCCCUUCAGGCAGAGAUAUUUAAUCCUGGUGGUCAGACAUUUUAUAAUGAAGCUAUAAUGUCUUCUCUUAAUAUACCUCAAUUAGCUAUAGUAUGUGGAAGUUGUACAGCUGGAGGUGCAUACAUUCCUACCAUGGCUCAAGAAGCAGUUAUAGUACACAAAUCUGGUACCAUUUUUCUAGGUGGUCCACCAUUAGUCAAAGCUGCUCUAGGUGAAAUAGUGAGUGCUGAAGAACUUGGUGGUGCUACAUUACAUUGCAGUACAAGUGGGUAUACAGAUUAUUUUGCUGAAAAUGAAAAAGAAGCUCUAAGAAUGGGAAGAGAUAUAAUGGAAAGUUUAAAUAUUGAUGAUAAAUCUAUUAGUGGAAGACAGAAAGAUGUGAUAGAACCACAAUAUGAUAUAAAUGAUAUACCAGGUUUUAUAUCUGAUGAUAAUAAUAUAGACAUUUAUCAGGUAAUAGCUAGGAUAGUUGAUGACAGUAGAUACCAUGAAUUUAAAAAGAUGUAUGGUACAACAUUGAAAUGUGGAUUCUCUUAUUUAAAUGGUUAUUUAGUAGGUAUUAUUGGAAAUCAGGGACCAGUAACAGAAGAAGCAGCCUUAAAAGGCAGCCAUUUUGUACAAUUGUGUAGUGAAAGGAAUAUUUCAUUAAUAUUUCUACAAAAUACACCUUUAACUGAUGAACAUAGUUUCGAAUCAUACAGUUUAUUAAAAGCUCAGGGCAAAUUGAUGGCAGCAGUAUCCUGUUCCAUGGUGCCAAAAAUAACAGUUAAAAUAGGCAAUUGUUAUGGUUCAACUCAUUAUAUGAUGGGAGGAAAAUGCAUGAGUCCUAAUUUUAUUUUUAGUUGGCCAAAUUCUUCUCUGGGUUUAAUGAAUCCAGAAAUGUUGGCUCAAGAAUUGCUUAAGGUAGGGAUUUAA